Molecule: messenger RNA, 1571 nt
Organism: Oryza brachyantha (malo sina)
Lineage: Eukaryota; Viridiplantae; Streptophyta; Magnoliopsida; Poales; Poaceae
Product: pre-mRNA splicing factor SR-like 1
Exons: 5
Coding region: 114-1283 (389 amino acids)
Cellular component (GO): precatalytic spliceosome
Source: RefSeq, a predicted model, not a curated record
CCCUCGCCCUAAUCCCCAAUCCAAAACGAGCCCCUCAUCUCGGCGGCGCCGCCGCCACCGCCGCGGCCGUAGCUUUUUCGCCGGCGUCCCGGUGAGAAGAAAAGAGAGGGGAAAUGGAGAUACAGUCAUCUGGGAGGCCCAUCGAUGUGCUCAUGGAGAAGGUUCUGUCCGUGAACAUCCUCUCCUCGGAUUACUUCAAGGAGCUGUACAGGCUGAAGACUUACCACGAGGUCAUCGACGAGAUCUACAACCAGGUUGACCAUGUCGAGCCAUGGAUGACCGGCAACUGCCGCGGCCCCUCCAGCGCCUUCUGCCUCCUCUACAAGUUCUUCACCAUGAAGCUCACGGUUAAGCAGAUGCAUGGCCUGCUGAAGCACCCUGAUUCACCUUACAUCAGAGCCAUCGGUUUUCUUUACCUGCGAUACGUUGCGGAACCAAAGACGCUAUGGAGUUGGUAUGAACCCUACAUUAAAGAUGAUGAGGAGUUUUCUCCUGGAUCUAAUGGUAAAAUGACUACCAUGGGUGUUUAUGUGCGAGAUCUCCUCCUUGGGCAGUACUACUUUGAUAGUCUUCUUCCGCGAGUGCCUCUCCCGAUUUUGCGACAGGUCACAGGCCAUCUUGAGAAGAUGAAGCUCCCAACAAAGCAGUCAGGAAUGACAGGGGAUUCUAGUCGCCUUGGUUCAGAUGAUACUGCCCGACGGCCUCCUUCAGUAAAGGCUUCUCUGUCUGUCUCUUUUGGUCAGCGUGCCCCACACCGUGCAUCCACAAGGGACUCAUCCCCAGUUCGAAAGACAUUGCCUUCUGUACGUGAUAGGGAAAGGAGUUCUGAUGGUGAACGUGCAAGAUCACCCAAGAGGCACCGAAGUCAGAGUCGUGAGCAUGAUUCUGAGCAUGACCGUUCAGAUCGUGACCGUGAUAGGCACAAGGAUAGGGGGCAUGAUCGGCAUUCCCGUGAUGACAGAGACCGUGAUUACCGUCGUCCAAGCUAUUCAAGUAGGGAUGAUGACAGACAAGGCCGUGAAAGGAGGGACAGGGACUCUGAUCGUCACGGACGCUCAAGUGCCCGCAGGAGCAGGAGCAGGAGUCCAAACCGUAGUAGAGCUGAUGGUGAAAAACAUCGUUCUAGUCCGUUUGGUAAACCACCAGAGUCGUCCAACUUGGCAAAAUUGAAGGAUUUAUAUGGUGACGCAACAAACACGAAGGAUGAUACAGCUGAUGAUAAAGCUCGCAGGGAUUCUGGAACUGAAGAGGUAAUCAGAUUGGGAGGUGCAAGGUGGAGGUGAAUGACCAACAAAAAAGAGAAAAACAUAUGAAAAAUCAUCCAUCCCUAUCUGUUCUUGUGAACGUCAAUAUAGCAAUCAGAGAUACAUAACAUUUGAUGGGAUUCUUCUGUCAUUCCCUGUAAACAUUCAGAAAUAGGGAAGAGUUUUCAUCUGUUAAAAUUCGAUCAGGCCAAUGUAUGGUUAUGGUAGGUAGCAUGUGCGCAACAGAACAGAAUGCAUCUGUCAAACAGUUAUUCAAAUUGAUAGGGCUAGGAUAAAAGUGUAUUAAUUUGAUAGCCAAGUUCCUUA